UCAUUACAUGGCAUGUGGACUAAUAUGCGAUUGUGUGACUUGUGUCGAAUAGCGUGCCUGGCGAGUCUAUUCUCCGUCAUAAGCGCAGCUACACAAAUUUACCUGAGCGGUGGUCGUGGUCCGUACGAGGGCACAGUUCACGUGCGCCAUAACAACCAAUGGGGCACGAUAUGUGACGACAACUUCGACAACAACGAUGCGCUCGUCGUCUGCCGCAUGCUCGGAUACUUCGAUGGUGGUCAUGCGUUCAGCUCGGGGCAUUUUGGGCAGGGCUCCGGUCCCACGUGGAUAGACGAGCUGCGCUGCACGGGGCGGGAAGCGGAUGUGGAGGAUUGCACGAGAAACGUGUGGGGGACCGAGGAUUGUGAUCACAGCGAGGAUGCCGGAGUCAGCUGUGUGGUCACGAAGAUGCGGCUUGUCGGGGGCCGGGGCAACUACGAGGGGGUCCUGGACGUGUUUGAUGGUCAGAGCGGCGGCUGGGGCACCGUCUGUGACCACCAUUUUACCGACACCGACGCAACUGUCGUCUGUCGGAUUCUUGGCUUUAAGACGGGGAUUGCAGUGCCGGGGUCCAAAUACGCUCAGCUUAACUACGGAAGUAUAUGGACUGACAGGCUCGGCUGUCAAGGAAACGAGGCAAGCAUCCGGUUGUGUCCGAACGCUACAGCUACGUGGGGUCAACACGUCACUUCCGCCUGUAACCACUCAACCGACGCCGGCGUCAUAUGUGACCACACGCCUGCACGACUGGUGGGUGGGGCGCUGCCGUCCGAGGGCCGCCUGGAGGUGGAGCACCGGGGCGUAUGGGGGUCCGUCUGCUCUGCAAACUUCCAACCACAGGACGCUGACGUGUUCUGUCACAUGAUGGGUUUUAACAGCAGUGGAGCGAGGGUGACGUCAAACUACGGGGGCGGGUCGGGUCCGAUCUGGUUGAAUAAUGUCGGUUGCUAUGGCAACGAGUCGGACGUCAUCUUUUGUCCCCAUGUCGACUGGGACAAUACCACAUGUAACCAUGACAACGAUGUGGAGAUCUCAUGCCACCCAAGCGAGGUGAGGUUGAGUGGCGGUACGGGGCCGUGGGAGGGGACGCUGGAGAUGCGCGUGGACGGCCGUUGGCGUACCGUCUGUGAUUCUGCCUUCUCGGACGCGACCGCUACUGUCGUCUGUCGAAUGCUCGGAUACACGGGCAGGAGCGCACCGCACCAGAUUUACUAUAAGGACUUCUUCGGUCACUCGAGCUCGGGCUACUUGGAGCGUCUCACGUGCCGCGGGGACGAGAAUGACGUCAUCCAGUGUACACCCGUCUUCACGUCAUCGUGCCCGUCCUCCCAGACCGUUGGCCUAAGAUGUGAGGGAGUACAGUUACGUCUGUCAGGCGGCGGCCACAGCACAGAGGGGCGGGUGGAAGUUCUGCAUGGCGGCCGUUGGGGCUCCGUCUGUGACAACGGAUGGGACGAUGCGGACGCCACCACCGUCUGCCGCAUGCUUACACAGUUCCCUUUCGAGACUGAUGUGACUGGACGUGCCGUGAUGGGCAGCUACUUCGGGCAGGGUGACGGCCCCGUGUGGAUGACUGACGUACACUGCACCGGAAACAGCAGUGACGUCACUGAAUGCGUAACAACCUGGCAGGGCGGCGUUAAUUGUGAUCACUCAAAGGACGCCGGUGUCGUCUGUAAAUUUUCGAAUAGAACUAAGCGGCUCACGGGUGGGAGCGGGGAGUCGGACGGAUUGCUUGAAGUGAUGGAAGCCGGAAACUGGGUGGACUACUGUGACGAAGGAUUCGACGCCAGUGACGCCGCGGUUGUCUGUCGCGAACUCGGAUACUGGUUGGCGUCCGCAUCUGUUUACAACAGCAGUCAUCUUGGGCGCCGAAGCUAUGGUGGGUACUCGGGUGGUAGCGGUGGUGUUUCUGGAGAAAUAUCUUCCGUUGGCGCUAUCAGCCCUGCUACUCGGACCGCUCAAUUAUUGAGGCCGGAGUGUCAGGGUGGCGAGGGGAACAUUGAGAUGUGCAACGCCGGCACGCGCUUUCACUCGAGUGUCUGCAGCUCCAUUCACGCCGUCGGCAUUGACUGUAACCCACAGGAUGCAAGUCUACGAGAGGUGCGGUUGGUUGACGGGCCAGGUCCAUGGCGGGGCCGCCUGGAGCUGCGCACAGGAAAUGGCAGAUGGGGCAGCCUCUGCUGGGACCACUGGGAGCCAGCCACAGCAGCCGUCGUCUGUCAGACACUCAGAUAUGAAUCAGUGAACGCCAGUAGCUUCCCAGCCUUGCACGGCCUGACGUCCAUGAUCGGCCGCUCGCUCACGUGCAACACUUCCGCCACCAAUCUGGGUCACUGCCGCCUCGACUAUGACGUCUCCGCCUGCAGCGUUAACCAUGCCGACGCCGUCGGGGUUGAUUGUUCAGGUGGACUGUCUGUUACUAUUGGAGACAACAGGACAUGGAGCGGUGAGGUAACAUUCCACACCGGAAAUGGCUCCCGCUGGUCCGUUUGUACUUCUGGUCUUGACCAGAAUUCCGCGGCCGUCGUAUGCACCAUGGCCGGAUUCCCUAACACGCGACCAGUCGUAAGCAGCGUGGCGAGCCAGGUUCCAGUGCUGUACAGUAACGUGGCUUGUGAUGGCUGGGAGGGGCAUGUCAGCCAAUGUUCCACGCUAAAUACACGUGCCGGAUGUGACGAAAAGGCGGCACUCGACUGCUUCCACGGCUGCGUCCACUAUCUCAACGGCAUGAGCGGAAAUGUGACGUCACCAAGCUAUCCGGGCUACCCUGACGACAGCGACUGCCUCUACGUCAUCACUAACGCCGGCCAUCAGCCAAUCAAACUCGCCUUCAGUGAACUUGCCCUUUCCGGAGAUGGAGACUCUGUUGAGGUAACCACAGGCGUGGGCGGACACCAACUGGGAUACUUCACUGGAAACCAGAGGGUUCCCCACUUUCUUGCCACGGACGGACCCAUGUACAUACGCUUCCGGUCCAAUCAGAAUGGCACGGCACAAGGCUUCCGGGCAGAGUACUCGCCCCUGCGUCUGGAGGACACCCUGACGCUGGGUUGCGGCCCCAGUGGUUGGGACGUGGCUGUGAACACCUCCCUGCUGCGCGUCCUCCACACUGACACUGGCGUCUCCCAGGUGAAGCUCACCGACCAGUUCUGUACCGGAAUUAUGGACGGCGACCUUAUCCGUUUCCGGCAGCACUACACCGAGUGUCACACCGUGUCAAAGACGACCCCCGACAACAUCGUGUAUCAUAAUGAGCUGGUGUACCCGGAAGCCGCCUCGCCUUUCCCGAUCAUCGUGCAUGGGUAUCGCUGGAAGGUGUCGCUGGAUUGCGCGGUAAGACGGACGGACACCCUAGCCGCUAACUUUCACCCGAACCAGUCCGUGGUCUCCGCCGCCCCUCAUGUGACCGGAAGUGCUCACUACCAGUCCCAAGUGCGUUUUUUCACGGACGGAACCUUCUACAAGCAGAUCACGGGAAAUCCGGUCAUCCUCAAAACAGGAGAAGACGUGUACGUCCAGGUGGCCGUCAACACAGACGAUACCCACAUCAAAAUGCGGUUGGACACGUGCUACGCGCGACCCGACCCCUCCGCUCGGCCCGAUCUCACAUACACGCUCAUAAAAAACGGGUGCGUGUCUGACCCCUACACCCACAUCCUGUCGCAGGGCACGCACGAGACCCGGUUUGUUUUCAACGCCUUCGAGUUUCCACAAAGCCACGAUUCCGUUUACGUUUACUGCAACACGACGUUUUGUGACACGGCAGACUCAAGCGUCCGAUGCACCCAGACGUGUCUCUCGGGCCCGUCCAUCGUGGGGCGCGGCCUCGCUUCCGCUGCCAAUGCCCGGACAAUCAACAACCGUCGCGUGCUCUUAUAUAUUGAAGAACAAUAA
This is a messenger RNA of Mya arenaria, 3897 nucleotides long. Its product is annotated as deleted in malignant brain tumors 1 protein-like. The record is from RefSeq and is a predicted model, not a curated record. The transcript has 26 exons. The coding region runs from base 13 to 3897 and encodes 1294 amino acids. Lineage: Eukaryota; Metazoa; Mollusca; Bivalvia; Myida; Myidae. Gene Ontology annotation, cellular component: membrane.